AUGCCAGAAAUUGCCGCGGGAAACAGUGGCCAAGCGGAGCGAGAUCGCAUACGGCGACAGGAAAAGCAGGCGUUUCUUGGAAUGAAGCUGGUGGAAACCACAAUUUGUUCUUUUUCUCGGCUACGUGUGGUUCAUUGCGCUGCUGGUGACGGUGUACGAUGUGGUGCGGUUGCUGUUGGACGUCGUGGUGCGAAGAUUUGCUGCCUGAUUUGCGCCGGGCUACACAUCCAGGGAUUCCUGCACUAUCCGGAACCGUUUCCCCACGAGAUGUUGUUCUGCGGUCUGUACGCGAGCUACUUUCUGAUCUCGUUCUACUCGUUUGUGUUUCUGUACAUGGGCUGCUGUGCGUUGAACUACACGGUCGAGGCAAUAGUUGCGGGUGGUGCUUUCCUGCUGUUCGUGGUGUCGGCGUUCGUUUCGAUGUACCACGCGGAAAACGACAUCCAUCUUCAGUACCUGACGGACAAGGAGGAAUGGUACCAUCGGUUUUUUGUGUACUGCCGCUUACAAAGCUUGGGUGCAACAAUUACGGCGCAAAUGUUUCUGGUCCACUGUUCACUGGCGCUGGAUUUGGACGGGCUGCUUGACCGAUGGUUUGGAGGGCUUGGUGGUCGUCGGUCAAUUGCCGAAGAAGGUUCGGCGGAUGAUGUGAAGGCUACUGGACGUUUGCAAAUCAACCCAUUUUGGAUGCCUGCGUACGAAGCCCUUCUCAAGCGUCUGCCAUGUGAGUGUUGCAAAGGCGAAUCGGUUAGGUAA
Anopheles maculipalpis is the source of this 756-nucleotide messenger RNA. RefSeq lists its product as uncharacterized. The transcript has 2 exons. The record is from RefSeq and is a predicted model, not a curated record. NCBI's taxonomy places the organism in Eukaryota, Metazoa, Arthropoda, Insecta, Diptera, Culicidae. The coding region runs from base 1 to 756 and encodes 251 amino acids.